Molecule: messenger RNA, 7128 nt
Organism: Phascolarctos cinereus (koala)
Lineage: Eukaryota; Metazoa; Chordata; Mammalia; Diprotodontia; Phascolarctidae
Source: RefSeq, a predicted model, not a curated record
GGGCACCUGCAGCGCGCGGAAGACGCCGGGGACGCACGGGAGAGCUCGGCUCUGACGCUCUCCUGUCAGCACCUCCUCCCCAUACCUGAGCGGGGAGCGGCGGAGCUUAGCUGCCUCCUCCUCUUUCUCUCUCUCCUCCUCUCCCUCCUCCUCCGCUGCUGCCGCUGCUCCUCCCAGCCUUAGUCCUAACUCCAGCCGGGCUGCCGCCCAAGUAAAGGUCGCUCUGGAGGAGAGAGGAGCCAGGAAGCAGAGCCUCGAGUGAACAGGGAGGGGAAAGUAGGGGCGAUUAAAAAAAAAAAGAAGGAAAAACUCUUUGCAAGCGCAGGAAGAUGGCGCCACACGGACAGCGGCUGGUAUGAGAGCCACCAGGGGCAGCGAGCAGCACCGGAUUCGGGGAUUGACCUGGAGAGAGGGGCCGGUUCACUGGUGCUAGGGCUGAGCUUCCAGGCGCGCCUCCUGGCUUGUCUGCUGCACCGGCGGGGUCAUGUCGGUCUGCGAGCUCUACAGCCAGUUCACAAGGGUUUGGAUCCCUGAUCCUGAUGAAGUCUGGCGAUCGGCAGAGAUAGUGAAGGACUACAAGGAGGGUGAGAAGAUUCUUCAUCUUAAACUUGAAGAUGAAACUAUCCACGAAUACCCGGUUGAUCUAAGUACCAACCAGCUCCCCUUCUUACGAAACCCAGAUAUCCUGGUGGGAGAAAAUGACUUAACAGCUCUUAGUUAUCUUCACGAGCCUGCAGUUUUGCAUAAUUUAAAAGUCCGUUUCUUGGAGUCGAACCAUAUCUACACCUACUGUGGUAUUGUGCUUGUUGCCAUCAACCCUUAUGAGCAGUUGCCAAUCUAUGGACAAGAUGUCAUCUAUGCAUACAGUGGCCAAAACAUGGGGGACAUAGACCCUCACAUCUUUGCAGUGGCAGAAGAGGCCUACAAGCAGAUGGCCAGAGAUGAAAAGAACCAGUCCAUCAUAGUAAGUGGUGAGUCAGGAGCCGGAAAGACAGUGUCAGCUAAAUAUGCCAUGCGAUAUUUUGCUACAGUUGGGGGGUCUGCCAGUGAAACCAACAUUGAAGAAAAAGUCCUUGCAUCCAGCCCCAUCAUGGAGGCCAUUGGAAAUGCUAAAACCACUCGAAAUGACAACAGCAGUCGCUUUGGAAAGUACAUUCAGAUUGGAUUUGAUAAGAGACACCACAUUAUUGGGGCCAACAUGAGGACCUACCUAUUGGAAAAGUCCAGAGUUGUCUUUCAGGCAGAUGAAGAAAGAAAUUACCACAUCUUCUACCAGCUCUGUGCAGCAGCCAGCCUUCCAGAGUUUAAAGAGCUUGCACUCACAUGUGCUGAGGACUUUUUCUAUGUUUCUCAAGGAAGAGACACUUCUAUUGAAGGUGUUGAUGAUGCAGAAGACUUUGAGAAAACCAGACAAGCCUUCACUCUUCUUGGAGUGAGAGAGUCCCAUCAGAUAAGUAUUUUUAAGGUAAUUGCUUCUAUCCUGCACCUUGGAAAUGUGGAGAUUCAAGCUGAACGCGAUGGAGAUUCCUGUAGCAUAUCACCCCAGGAUGAACACCUCAGGAAUUUUUGUAAGUUGCUGGGGGUUGAGCACAGUCAGAUGCAACAUUGGCUGUGCCACCGAAAACUGGUGACCACCUCUGAGACCUACAUCAAGACCAUGUCCCUGCAGCAGGUGGUCAAUGCCAGGAAUGCCCUGGCUAAACACAUCUAUGCCCAGAUGUUCAACUGGAUCGUGGAGCACGUCAAUAAGGCUCUGCACACCAACCUCAAGCAGCAUUCCUUCAUUGGUGUCCUUGACAUCUAUGGAUUUGAAACUUUUGAGGUGAACAGCUUUGAACAGUUUUGUAUCAACUAUGCAAAUGAAAAACUCCAGCAGCAAUUCAACUGGCAUGUCUUCAAACUGGAGCAAGAAGAAUAUAUGAAGGAGCAAAUCCCAUGGACCCUGAUUGAUUUUUAUGAUAACCAGCCUUGCAUCGACCUAAUAGAAGCUAAACUGGGCAUCUUGGACCUGUUGGAUGAAGAAUGCAAGGUUCCCAAAGGCACAGACCAGAAUUGGGCUCAAAAAUUGUAUGACCGGCAUUCCAGCAGCCAGCAUUUCCAGAAACCCAGAAUGUCCAAUACCUCCUUCAUUGUCCUUCAUUUUGCAGAUAAGGUGGAGUACCACUCUGAUGGAUUUCUGGAGAAAAAUAGAGACACGGUGUAUGAAGAACAAAUCAACAUCCUGAAGGCCAGCAAGUUUCCGCUGGUGGCUGAAUUAUUCCAAGAUGAUAAGGACACAGCACCUGCUACUUCUUCAUCUGGGAAGGGGGCAUCUUCAAAAAUCAGUGUGCGCUCUGCUAGACCUCCCAUGAAGGCUGCCAACAAGGAGCACAAGAAAACUGUGGGGCAUCAGUUCCGCACCUCCUUGAACCUGCUUAUGGAGACACUGAAUGCCACAACACCCCACUACGUCCGCUGCAUCAAGCCAAAUGAUGAAAAGCUUCCCUUCCACUUUGAUCCAAAAAGAGCAGUCCAGCAACUCAGAGCCUGUGGGGUACUGGAGACCAUCCGUAUCAGUGCAGCUGGUUAUCCAUCCAGGUGGACCUAUCAUGACUUCUUCAAUAGAUACAGAGUGCUCAUUAAAAAGAGGGAGCUCUCCAACACUGACAAAAAAGCCAUCUGUAAAAACGUCCUGGAGAAUCUCAUCAAGGAUCCUGAUGCAUUCCAGUUUGGCCGCACCAAAAUCUUUUUCCGGGCAGGCCAGGUAGCAUACCUGGAAAAACUCCGGGCGGACAAAGUCCGGGCAGCCACCAUUAUGAUCCAAAAGACUGUGCGGGGCUGGCUACAGAAAGUGAAGUAUCGCAGGUUGCGAGGGGCCACCCUAACUCUGCAGAGGUACACCCGGGGAUACCUUGCACGCAGGUUGGCUGAGCACCUGCGGAAAACCAAGGCAGCCAUUGUCAUCCAAAAACAGUAUCGGAUGCAGAGGGUCCGGCAAGCCUAUAGAAGGACCUAUAAGGCUACUGUCACCAUCCAGGCCUUUACCCGAGGCAUGUUUGUACGGAGAGCCUACCGCCAGAUCCUAUUGGAACACAAGGCCACCAGGAUCCAGAAACAUGCCCGGGGCUGGAUGGCCAGGAGGAGAUUUUUGCAGUUUCGGAGGGCGGCCAUUGUUAUCCAGUGUGCCUUCAGGCGCCUGAAGGCCAGGCAGGAGCUGAAGGCUCUCAAGAUCGAAGCCCGCUCUGCUGAGCACCUGAAGCGAUUGAACGUGGGCAUGGAGAACAAAGUGGUUCAGCUGCAGAGGAAGAUUGAUGAUCAGAACAAAGAAUUCAGGAGCCUGACAGAGCAGCUGUCCACGGUGACCUCUGCCCACAACAUGGAGAUGGAGAAGCUGAAGAAAGAACUGAAGAGAUACCAGGAGAGCCAGGGUGGGGAUGACAGCCAGCGGCUGAGUCUCCAGGAGGAGAUUGAGAGCCUCCGGGCAGAGCUGCAGAAAGCCCACUCAGAGAGGAAGAUACUCGAAGACAUCCACACCCAGGAGAAAGACGAGCUGACAAAGAGAGUAUUGGACCUGGAACAAGAAAAUGCGCUUUUGAAAGAUGAAAAAGAAAUGCUUAACAACCAGAUCUCGUGCCAAUCUAAAGAUGAAUUUGCCCAAAAUUCGGUAAAGGAGAAUCUCCUACUGAAGAAGGAGCUGGAGGAGGAACGGUCACGAUACCAAAACCUUGUGAAGGAAUAUUCUCGACUGGAGCAAAGCUAUGACAACCUUCGGGAUGAGAUGACCAUCAUAAGGCAAACCCCAGGUCAUAGGCGAAACCCUUCAAACCAGAGUAGUUUAGAAUCUGACUCGAAUUACCCAUCAGUCUCCACAUCUGAGAUUGGGGAUACUGAAGAUGCAAUCCAGCAGGUGGAGGAAAUGGGCCUGGAGAAGGCAGCUAUGGACAUGUCUGUCUUCUUGAAGCUGCAGAAGAGAGUUCGGGAGCUGGAGCAGGAAAGGAAGAAAUUGCAAACUCAACUGGAGAAGGAGCAACAAGAAAACAAGAAAGUCCAGGUGAUUGAAACAAAGAAUGAAACAGAUGCAGACCAAGAUGCAGAUCUAGCCUACAACAGCCUGAAGAGACAAGAGCUGGAGUCAGAGAACAAAAAGCUGAAAAAUGAGCUGAACGAGCUGAGAAAGGCAGUGGCCGACCAGGCCACCCAGAACAACUCGACCCACGAGGUGCAGGACAGCUAUGCCCUCCUGCUGAACCAGCUCAAGUCAGCCAAUGAGGAGCUGGAGGUCCGCAAGGAGGAGGUGCUCAUACUCAGGGCCCAGAUUGUGAGCGCUGACCAGCGGAAGCGUGCUGGCAGGAGCACGGAGCCAAACAUUAAUGCCCGGACCAGUUGGCCCAACAGUGAAAAGCAUGUGGACCAGGAAGAUGCCAUUGAAGCCUAUCAUGGGGUCUGCCAGACAAAUAGCAAGACUGAGGAUUGGGGAUAUUUGAAUGAAGAUGGAGAACUCGGCUUGGCCUACCAAGGCCUAAAGCAAGUUGCCAGGUUGCUGGAAGCCCAGCUCCAGGCCCAGAGCCGAGAGCAUGAGGAAGAGAUGGAGUCUCUGAGGAGCCAGAUUGAAACCUUGAAGGAAGAGAUGGACAAGCAGCAGCAGACCUUCUGCCAGACGCUCCUGCUGUCUCCCGAGGCCCAGGUGGAGUUUGGAGUCCAACAAGAAAUAUCACGGCUGACCAAUGAAAACCUGGACCUCAAAGAAUUGGUAGAAAAGCUGGAAAAGAAUGAGAAGAAGCUGAAAAAACAAUUAAAGAUUUAUAUGAAGAAAGUCCAGGAUCUAGAAGCUGCCCAAGCAUUAGCACAGAGUGAGAGAAAGCAGCAUGAGCUUACCAGACAGGUCACGGUCCAGAGGAAGGAGAAGGAUUUCCAAGGGAUGCUGGAGUACUCCAAAGAAGAUGAGCCCCUUCUCGUUCGGAAUUUGGUGACAGAUCUGAAACCGCAGGCUCUGUCAGGCACGGUUCCGUGUCUUCCUGCUUACAUCCUCUACAUGUGCAUCAGACAUGCAGAUUAUGUCAACGAUGACCUGAAAGUGCAUUCCCUGCUCACCUCAACCAUCAAUGGCAUCAAGAAAGUACUAAAGAAGCACAAUGAUGACUUUGAGAUGACAUCUUUUUGGUUAUCCAAUACAUGCCGCCUUCUUCAUUGCUUGAAGCAAUACAGUGGGGAUGAGGGCUUCAUGACCCAGAACACUCCCAAACAGAAUGAACACUGUCUUAAGAAUUUUGACCUCACUGAAUACCGUCAAGUCCUAAGUGAUCUCUCCAUCCAGAUUUACCAGCAGCUCAUUAAGAUAGCAGAGGGCAUGUUGCAACCAAUGAUAGUGUCUGCCAUGUUGGAAAAUGAAAGCAUUCAGGGUUUGUCUGGAGUGAAGCCAACAGGCUACAGGAAGCGGUCUUCUAGCAUGGUGGACGGGGACAAUUCCUAUAGCCUGGAUGCCAUCGUACGCCAGAUGAAUUCCUUUCACAGUGUGAUGUGUGACCAGGGCCUGGAUCCUGAGAUCAUCCAGCAGGUGUUUAAGCAGCUCUUCUAUAUGAUCAAUGCUGUGGCCCUCAACAACCUCCUCCUGAGGAAGGACGUCUGUUCUUGGAGCACAGGCAUGCAACUCCGGUAUAAUAUAAGCCAGCUUGAGGAGUGGCUUCGAGGGAAGAAUCUCCACCAGAGCGGAGCAGCAGAGACGAUGGAGCCUUUGAUCCAUGCGGCACAGCUCCUGCAGUUAAAAAAGAAAACUCCUGAGGAUGCCGAGGCCAUUUGCACCUUAUGCACUUCCCUCAGUACGCAGCAGAUUGUCAAAAUCCUCAAUCUUUACACUCCCCUGAAUGAAUUUGAGGAACGAGUGACAGUAGCCUUCAUACGAACAAUUCAGGCACAACUACAAGAUCGAAAUGACCCUCAGCAGCUGCUCUUAGACUUCAAGCACAUGUUCCCCGUCUUGUUCCCAUUUAACCCAUCCUCCCUGACCAUGGACUCAAUUCACAUCCCUGCGGCUCUCAACCUGGAGUUCCUCAAUGAAGUGUGAAGACCCAUGUGAUGUCUUGGCUCCAGUCCCAGUGAGUUCAAGCAAAAAGAAAACAAUGACAUAAAUUGAAGGACAUCCUCUGUGUGGUAAAAGUAGACCAAGCCAGAGCCCAAGAACCUGUGCAGAGUGCUGAACUGUCCAGAAUCAGGCACAUAUCUUCAGUGUGAUUAUUUUUCUUUUGUAUUCUAUAGUUCAAAAUAAGAAUACUUGAAAUACAGGUUUUUUAAAAUAGUUUGGUUUCAGACUAAACAAGUGCAGUCCAUAGCAAUUAAUACAGUGACUUUCCCAGUGCCAUAAUCAAUGUACCAAUCUCGUCAAGCAGGCAUUGGCCAAUUUUUUUAUCUUCAUUCUGUGGCUAUUUAAUGCUUAAAAACUGGAAGUUUAAACUGCCUUCAGGGAGCUUCUAACAAAUGAUGGUAAUGAUCAUUUUGACGCUGACACACACUCCCCUUUCCACUGUUGUAGGAAGCAGGGGAAAUUAUGUUGUGGGUUUGUGGUGGAUUACCUGGUGACCAGGAUGAGUUUACCCAUUUUUCCCACUACAGAGGCCAGUAAUGUUGGCCUCUUCAUCCUUUCCCCAGACCUUAGUAGUAUUUUGAACUUUGCUUUUUUGGAGCAAAAAUGCCACAUUGGUACAAUCCCCUUUAUGCCCAAAGACUUCUUCUUGGUCUCAGAAUUUAGGAAGCUGCUACAUGUCAAUGCCCUUAGAUGACAACUACCAAAUUAAGUAACUAUAAGAGGAGAUGUUCUCAUGUUCAAAACUUGCUCACAGCGAAUGCAUCCAGACCAGGCACUAUUUUUAUGUACACAAUUCCCCCAAGUUCUGUUGUCAUUUAUGAAAGAAAAUGUCAGUGGGAAGACUAGUAAUCCCAAAAUAUCAUUUAUCUAUUCUCUAAUAUGACAGGAGAGCUCACAAAUAGUACUCCAUUGUCAUUUCAGCAUCCCCUAGGCAGUUAAAUUCCUUCUCAAAAGGCGAUUUAUGAGUGGUUGAAAAUAUACGAAAACAAUGAAUAUAGAUUUGGGUUUUAACUUGGUUGCUACAUUUUUUAAAUCCACUAAAAUUCCAGUAAAAUAUCUGACACUGUUCA